Molecule: messenger RNA, 1277 nt
Organism: Drosophila kikkawai
Lineage: Eukaryota; Metazoa; Arthropoda; Insecta; Diptera; Drosophilidae
Product: probable serine/threonine-protein kinase clkA
Source: RefSeq, a predicted model, not a curated record
CACCAUCGCUGCUACAACACCGUCUACAACAACGAUCGGUUCAACAACAACCAGCACCACGACGACCUGUACAACAACAACUUGCACAACAACGACCUGUACAACAACGACCUGUACAACAACGACCUGCACAACAACAACGUGCACUACGACGACCUGUACAACAACGAUCUGUACAACAACGACCUGUACAACAACCACCUGCACAACUACAACGUGCACUACCACGACCUGUACAACAACGACCUGUACAACAACCACCUGUACAACAACCACCUGUACAACAACCACCUGUACAACAACGACCUGUACAACAACCACCUGUACAACAACCACCUGCACAACUACAACGUGCACUACCACGACCUGUACAACAACGACCUGUACAACAACCACCUGUACAACAACCACCUGUACAACAACAACUUGCACCACGACGACCUGUACAACAACGACCUGUACAACAACGACCUGUACAACAACCACCUGUACAACAACCACCUGUACAACAACCACCUGUACAACAACAACUUGCACCACGACGACCUGUACAACAACGACCUGUACAACAACGACCUGUACAACAACCACCUGUACAACAACCACCUGUACAACAACGACCUGUACAACAACAACUUGCACAACAACGACCUGUACAACAACGACCUGCACAACAACAACGUGCACUACGACGACCUGUACAACAACCACCUGUACAACAACCACCUGUACUACAACCACCUGUACAACAACGACCUGUACAACAACGACCUGUACAACAACGACCUGUACAACAACGACCUGUACAACAACCACCUGUACAACAACCACCUGUACAACAACCACAUGUACAACAACCACCUGUACAACAACCACCUGUACAACAACGACCUGUACAACAACGACCUGUACAACAACCACAUGUACAACAACCACCUGUACAACAACCACCUGUACAACAACGACCUGUACAACAACCACCUGUACAACAACCACCUGUACAACAACGACCUGCACAACAACAACUUGCACCACGACGACCUGUACAACAACGACCUGUACAACAACCACCUGUACAACAACAACUUGCACCACGACGACCUGUACAACAACCACCUGUACAACAACCACCUGUUCAACAACCACGUGUACAACUCUUAAAACAACUACUAAAAAAAAUCUAUUUCUACUACAACGUCCCCAACAACGACCACAACAGCUACUCCCACCAGAACUACAAGAACAAUUUCAACCAGAACCGCAACAAGAACCACAAC